This is a messenger RNA of Hypomesus transpacificus, 624 nucleotides long. RefSeq names its product ropporin-1-like. The coding region runs from base 79 to 624 and encodes 181 amino acids. Lineage: Eukaryota; Metazoa; Chordata; Actinopteri; Osmeriformes; Osmeridae. The transcript is spliced from 5 exons. The record is from RefSeq and is a predicted model, not a curated record.
GAAGAGAUUCCAAGACUGAAGGAUCAGUGAUUGAAAGUUAGGGUGUGCCCCUGACUACAGCAGCGCAGAACACAGGACAUGUCUGCUUCCGAGGUCCCACCUGAACUGCCAAAGUUCAUUGGUAAAUUCACCAAAGAAAUUGUGCAGUAUCAACCAGAUGACAUAAUCGACUUCUCAAUCAAGUACUUCACAGCAUUAGUGAAAGGAGAGUGUUUUUCAAUGGACCGUAAAGCCUUGGCACUCACCCCAGAAAUAUUAGCUUCUCUACAUGAGCAGUUAUCCGACAGAGGAAAAAUUAAUAGGUCUGACCUGGCAGUGUUCUGGAAACUUGUGAACAUUGAGGAGGACACCCUGAACCACAUCCUCUCUCUGGGACAGUUUGAAGAUCAGAUUGAGUGGGACAAGUUCCUGGCCUCGUGCUGCAGUUAUCUUGGACAGACUAUCAAAGAGGCGUUGACUACGGCCUGCUACACAAUGAACUCUGACCCUGAUUGUAAGCCCCCGGACGCAUGUGUGCCCUUCGGAACCUUCCAGAUGCUCUACAAGUUCCUAGCAAAGAAGAAUGGAAAUGUCCUGAAGGAACAGAUAGACGGCGUACUGACAUAUCUGAGGGGGAAAGCGUGA